Neurospora tetraspora is the source of this 1045-nucleotide messenger RNA. Its product is annotated as Intradiol ring-cleavage dioxygenase. The record is from RefSeq and is a predicted model, not a curated record. NCBI's taxonomy places the organism in Eukaryota, Fungi, Ascomycota, Sordariomycetes, Sordariales, Sordariaceae. Gene Ontology annotation, molecular function: ferric iron binding; catechol 1,2-dioxygenase activity. Gene Ontology annotation, biological process: catechol-containing compound metabolic process. Bases 1 to 969 code for a protein of 322 amino acids. The transcript is spliced from 2 exons.
AUGGAGAACGUUCUCAUCGGCAAAGACGCCAUUUUGAACCUGAGGAUGGGCAUCACUUUCCCAGACGACCAGGCCCCGGAAGUUCAGCCCGAACCGGUCGAAAAUGGCCAGUCUCUCACCGACCAGGUCAUUGCUGCCACGGGGCCGAAGGCACAUCCAAGAUUGGCACAAAUCAUGCCCAGUCUUGUACGGCAUCUCCACGAGUUCGCACGCGAAGUCAACCUGACAGUCCCGGAGUGGAUGGCAGCCGUUGACAUGCUCAACGAAUGCGGCCAAAUCUCCAACGACCGACGCAACGAAACGCAGCUCCUCUGCGACAUUCUCGGCCUCGAGUCCUUGGUCGACGAGAUCACCUCGAACCUGCUCGCCAGUUCCAACGCCGGCACACCAUCCGCAGUCCUAGGCCCGUUCUACAGGCACAACGCGCCUCUUCUACCGAACGGCAGCUCCAUCGUCAAGAACCUAACGCCCAAGACGCCCUGGUACAGCCAAGCCAUCGCAGACUCGGCCUACAUCACAGGCCGCGUCCUGUCCACCGACGGCAAGCCCAUCCACGGUGCUAUUGUCGACAUCUGGCUUGCCGCGCCGAACGGGCUGUACGAGCAGCAGGAUGAUUCUCAGACCGACAUGAACCUGAGGGGUCGGUUUGAGACUGACCAAGAUGGUCGCUUUGCGUUUUAUGCGCUGCGGCCGACUUCUUAUCCGAUUCCGUUUGAUGGUCCCGCGGGCAGGUUCCUGACGUUGCUGGAUCGGGACCCGAACAGGCCGGGUCAUAUCCACUUCAUCGUUUCGGCACCGCAGCAUCGCGCGCUGACAACGCAGAUCUUCGAUGACAGGGAUAAGUAUCUGACGGAGGAUGCGGUUUUCGCGGUGAAGGAUGAGUUGGUGGUCAAGUUCUUGCCCCGUAAGGGAGACCCUAAGGCGCGCUGGUAUCUCGAGUAUGAUUUCGUUUUGGGUAGGGAGAAUUAGGCUUUAGAGUAUGGGAGAACGCAGUAGGUCGACGGAUGGUAUAGAGCUUGUGGAAGGCAUAUAAUGGCGCAUAGUU